AGUCCUGGCGCACCAUACUUUACAGUGACAGUCACGGGCCCGACACUCGUCAAGAGCUACGAAAAUCUGAAGUUAACGCUUCGUUUCACCUAUCACGGAGUUACAGGAACCAACGGCAGCCUUCAGGGGUCUCCUACACCCUCUGUAACGUUCCAUUCUUGGGUACUUACCGAGUCACCAGAUUUCGCUGUCCAGGUACAGAGACGUCGGGCCGGUUCCGACUGGGAGGACUGCCAGAUUUACGAAGAAUAUGUCUGUGGAUGGAUGGUCUAUGACGAGCCUGACGUGAAGGUGUACGUCGGGCAGCAGAGCGAUGACUUUACGAGUCUGAAUCCCGGUGAAUCUUGGUUGACGACCGUGUCUGUGACCGAGCGGCCGGAUAUUUAUUUACCUCGAGACUCGAUGCCUGGCGAUGUAUUUCGUUACCGGGUGAAGAGGUCGGAGGCAGACUGGUGGGAUUGGGGUACUAUGGAGGAGCAUAGAGAGACUGCGCUGAUGCUGCCGUGUUUCAUCAAAGCGAAGGUGACGGACCCCAAGGAUAGGGGGGGACGUCCGAGGUUGUUAGUGCCGGCGUCGGAAUGGUUUGAGUUUACGCUCAUAGAGUAA
Molecule: messenger RNA, 606 nt
Organism: Parathielavia appendiculata
Lineage: Eukaryota; Fungi; Ascomycota; Sordariomycetes; Sordariales; Chaetomiaceae
Exons: 1
Source: RefSeq, a predicted model, not a curated record